GGAACACCUAAGCAAACCGCGUAUUGAGGGAAGGAGGAAACAGUCAAGAUAUGAAAAAUAUUUAUGUUGUUUUGAUGUCCAAGAUUUGUCUUGUGAGAAUGCUGCCUGGAAGGCUAAAAGAAUAAUUUUGUAUUCCAGAAAUAACUUUACAUUGCUUAUUCUGCGCGCGAAUAGUGAAGUCUGUUCAAGGGUGUUAGAGAGUAUGAUUUUGUCUAAAUUAAAGGUAGCCUUUUUCUUUCUAAACAAAGUCCAUCGUGACGUACAGCAAUGAAUGAGUUAACAGCUAAUGCUUGCAGAAAGGGCGGAAUCGUUACACUCGUCUCAUCCAAUCCAGGAAGCUGUUGUAUACACCAGUAUACAAAUAAAAAUGGAUUUUGGGGGAACUGACCGUAACGAAAUCGUGUUGUGGUGGGCAGAUUUUGACGGAGGGAAGGGGCCUCUGGUGAACUGGGCAACGUGAAAAGCUGCGGAGCACAUGUACUUGGGAACGUAUUAAGACAUUUCGGCAGGUUUCUGACGCUAGGUACCUAGCUAGCUAACAAUUUUAGCACGGUACGCUGCAGCUCAAUCAGCAAGUCUCUUGUAUUUCAUUUGAUCGCUAGGUUAGAUAGCUAUGUGUUGUUCUUCAUGGUUUUGGGUGCUUGCCCAGAAAUGUUCCAAAGGCUAGGUACCUCAGCCGGGUAGCUGUUGAAUAGAGUAAGGGGACCUUAGCAUCUGUAAGGGUAGUUCUAACAGCCCGUAAGAAAUUUUUAAAGGACUGGAUUGAGAUUUUUUAUUUAUUUUUUUUUACCUGUAAAGAUUCGAUGCUGGUGUACAUCUUUCUCCUCAACAACUAACGUUUAGGGACCUAUCUAGCGAUUUAUCUAGUUAUCCAACCUAGCUAGCUAAUGUUUUUAGUUGUGAUUUGUCUGCUAUUUUAUCACUUCUAAUUUUUAUUACCUAAGUUAAAGAUAUACGGUCUUUGGUUUGUCUUGUUCAUAUUUAUUGAUGAAAUGAUAAGGCGCUUUAUGUUGGUAUAUCAUAAAUGAAGUUCGUGCUUACAUCACUUAAAUAACUGAUGAGAUAGAAAUCAGUGGAUGUCGAUGAUUUCGGCUCGUCUGCUGCUCAACAUCAUUUUGGAAUUGUACGCGCAAGGACAUCCCAUCAGGGCGUUGUUAAGAUUGCUCGCUAAAUUCAGUUGACCGUUAAUUUUCAAAAUUGUUAAAGCCGAAAGAUUUAGCUUGCACUCUUUAAUCACCUGUUAUAUUUGUAUACUCGCUUUGAAGACAUUUUCGUUAGGGCGAAACAUUGCAGUUCAUGUUUCGACAAGAAGUCAGUGUAUUGUCCUUUAUUCCGUCUUGUUCUUACCUUUUCCAAUACGAGAAGAGGAACAUGUCUCGAUAUAAUAUCUACAGUUUGCUGGACUGGGUGUAUGGCGGGGUGGACCCCAAGUUUGAGGGCAACGGAGGCCCCGAAUGUGCUGCCUUUAUUACUCCACAUCAACGAAUAUGUGAAACGUUCGUCAUUAUUUUAAUAUCUAUCGUGGAGGUUGUCUUGGCACUCAGGAAAAUAAACAUUUCAAAAGAAUGCAAGGAAGCGGUGAAAGCUGGACGGAGGCAUAGAGAGGAUAGUAUGGGGAAGAACUUGUUGCUUGUGGCACUGUGCAUGACAUUUGGCGUCGAGGUUGGGUUCAAGUUUGCUACCAAGACGGUGAUCUACCUUCUGAAUCCCUGUCAUGUUGUCACCAUGGUACAGAUCUUCCUGCUGGCAUGUCCACCUGGAAAAACAGCCAUGGUCAUCUUUAGGCUUCAGGUCCACAUGCUGAAUGGAGCUCUAUUGGCCCUGCUCUUCCCAGUGGUUAACACAAGAUUACUCCCCUUUGAGAAGGAGAUCUACUACAUCCAGCACUCCAUGCUCUACCUGGUGCCCGUCUACCUGUUCCGAAAAGGAGGUGUGUACAAACCAGAGCCAUUGAGUGACAUGUGGUGGGCAUUGUUAUCUACAGGCAUCCUCUUCCUCUACCAUUUUGUGUUUCUGCAAGGCCUGGGAAUGGUGACGGAAGUAAAUCUGAACAACAUGCUGUGCCCGGCCGUGUCAGACCCCUUCUACGGGCCCUGGUACCGGGUGUGGGCCACAGGUCACCAGACCCUGCUCACACUGGUGCACGGCAAAGCGCUGACCGUGCUCUCGCACCACAUGGUGCCUGCCCUGCGCCACCUGCUGGACGCAGCGCACCUGCGCAGCAAGAAAGUGGACUGACGAGCCCAGGGGACACACGCACCUUCUCCCCUGGCAACGUCCUGAACUUUGAGCUCAUUGUUUCUCAUGCACCUCCUGUGUUUUUUGUUUUUUGUUUUUUUUUCUUCUUUUGUUGUUGUUGAUGAUUUGUUUUUCUGUGUUUGUCGUUCUGACAAAUGUGUCAGUGAAGGCUCCCAUUUACUCUAGGAGGGGCUAUAGGUCAGUGUUACAUUGAACUGCAAGAACAGGUCAGUUUUUUGUUGAGUCAUUAACUGUGUGAAACUUCUCUUGAUUCUUUCUGUGCGAGUUAAUUUGUUUUCUUCUCAUGUUGCCUUUUUUGGUUACAUUCAUUUAACAGAAAUGUGGGGGCCAACCAAGAUAUUUCAUGGUUAAUUGGAACACCCUACCCGCCAACUGAACAGCUGCUCCUACAUUCUCAUCUACACUGUAUUCUUCUGGAGGCCUGCUUUUCGGCCAUUAGCUGAGAAUGUUGCCAUUUUUACGUGUUCGUACUUAAAGACGUUCAGUUUGUGCUGUCAUGGUUAACAUGUAGAAAGCAUCUAUGCGAUGAUAUUGUAAUUUGUGUCAGAGAUUUGCGUUCUGUCAAACCUUCUGCUGUCUACCUGGCAUGUAAAUACUCAGCUUUCAGGAUGACUGAGCAGAGCUCCUCUUUGUUACUACUAAAUCAUAUGAGUCACAUGAUUCACACUUCCUCUAUUGACAUAAGAGAAUGGAGUUAUACUGGUGAGAUGGGUAAGUGUGUGUUAUAAUUGAUGUUCUAAGUCAAGGGUUUUUCAGAUGUAGCUGUGAUCCAUGUACAUUUUUAGGAGAAAGUGGGUUUUUCCAUUUUUGUUUUUUGUCAUGCUGGGGCAACCUUUCAGGCACACACUGUAAUUGUAAGUAUUAUAGUAUUCUUGUAAUAGUGUAGCUAGGUUGUCAUUUCCUUUUUCUAAUUUUAAAGCAACACCCUCAGUGCACAUACAUUGAAGGAACAGUAAUUGGGUGAAAUAUUCAGUUGUCACACCCUGCAUAUUGUAACUUAGUAAAUAGAUUCAUUGUAAUGGAUUUUUUUAACUGUGAAAACAGUCAUCUUUCAGAGAACUAUGUAAAGAGCCAAAACGUUCAUUUCCUUUAUAUCUGCUAUUUUUUAUCUAGCCGUCAAGUGUCUAAGUUGUCAUCUUCACAGUAAAGGAAAGGAGGCAUUUCCUGAUUUACAAACAGGUUACAUCUGCUUGGGGAUUUAUUUGGAAAAAGGUACCAUGUAGGUUUUCACCAACUGACAGAUCAGUGUAUCUGUGGUGCAUAGAGUGUGAUAAACAGUCAUGCUGAUUCCAGGCACUGAAUCUCAAUGGGUACUAGCAGAAUCCAGAUGGUCUUGUCCCCAAGGUGUACAAUUGUCUGGAUAUUGAGAUGAAAUACUGAAAUUGACUGAAUGGGACUUUUAUGAAAUGCAUUUUUGUACAUAUCUUUGAUUAUGUAUGUACUGUAUAUGUUAAAAUAAAGCUCUUCACAUAGUUGUCCUUACA
Molecule: messenger RNA, 3743 nt
Organism: Electrophorus electricus (electric eel)
Lineage: Eukaryota; Metazoa; Chordata; Actinopteri; Gymnotiformes; Gymnotidae
Gene: tmem164
Product: transmembrane protein 164
Source: RefSeq, a predicted model, not a curated record